AUGACCAAGAACAAAACUAUAAUCACCUGAUACUAAACAGUGCCACCCAGACACCUACACAUGACAAGCCACGAAUGAACAACAUCCUCACUUCUGCCACCGAACCCUAUGAUCUGUCCUUCUCCCGCUCCUUCCAGAACCUCUCCCACCUCCCACCAUCCUAUGAGUCUGCUGUCAAGACAAACCCAAGCAAAUAUUCUUCUCUGAAGAGGCUAACUGACAAGGAGGCCGACGAGUACUACAUGCGGCGGCGACACCUGCCCGACCUGGCGGCACGGGGCACGCUGCCCAUCAACGUCAUCAAGAUGUCCCAGCAGAGCAACCCCCGGGACCGGCCGCGCCGCCCCGUCCGGGCCAUGUCCCAGGACAGGGUGCUGUCCCCGGAGAGGAUGAUGCCCGAGGAGUUCAGCAUGUCCUACGAGCGGAUCCUGUCGGACGAGCAGCUGCUGUCGGCCGCGCUGCUGUCCCCGGAGCGCUCGGCCUACCCCGAGCAGUCCAUGUCCCGAGCGCUGUCACACACAGAUGUCUUUGUGUCCACCCCAGUCUUGGAUCGCUACAGGAUGUCCAAAAUGCACUCCCAUCCCAGUGCCUCAAAUAACUUGUACAAUACCUUAGGUAUGAACCCAACGUCAGCCAAGCGCCAGGCGUUCGCCUCCCGACGGCACAACACGGUGGAACAGCUGCAUUACAUCCCAGGCCACCACCACCACUACCGCACAGCGAGCAAAACCGAGGUGACUGUCUGA
Acanthisitta chloris (rifleman) is the source of this 746-nucleotide messenger RNA. RefSeq names its product protein shisa-6 homolog. The transcript has 3 exons. Gene Ontology annotation, biological process: regulation of short-term neuronal synaptic plasticity; regulation of AMPA receptor activity. The record is from RefSeq and is a predicted model, not a curated record. NCBI's taxonomy places the organism in Eukaryota, Metazoa, Chordata, Aves, Passeriformes, Acanthisittidae. The annotation marks the transcript as partial. Gene Ontology annotation, cellular component: AMPA glutamate receptor complex; dendritic spine membrane; postsynaptic membrane.